This is a messenger RNA of Juglans microcarpa x Juglans regia, 2964 nucleotides long. Its product is annotated as vacuolar-sorting protein BRO1-like. Bases 84 to 2693 code for a protein of 869 amino acids. NCBI's taxonomy places the organism in Eukaryota, Viridiplantae, Streptophyta, Magnoliopsida, Fagales, Juglandaceae. Gene Ontology annotation, molecular function: protein binding. The transcript is spliced from 8 exons. Gene Ontology annotation, cellular component: endosome. The record is from RefSeq and is a predicted model, not a curated record. Gene Ontology annotation, biological process: protein transport to vacuole involved in ubiquitin-dependent protein catabolic process via the multivesicular body sorting pathway.
UGCUACUCUCGGUUUGACUAACCGAUCCUUAUUACUCCUUCCUCUUGUUCUACUUCCUUCGACUCCAUUCCAAGUCCUACGCUAUGGCCGCUUCGUCUCCGUCGUCGUCGGCGACUGCCACCAACGUAAUGCUCGCGAUAUUCGAGAAGAAGACCACCUCCGUCGACCUCUACCGCCCGCUCCGCAACUACAUCGCCCUCAACUACUCUGACCGCGAGGCCCAGAACCUCGAGGAUGACCUCCAAACCCUAAAGCAGUUCCGCUCCGAUCUCGAGCGCCAACCCGAUCCGACCCCUUCAGCCCGUCGCGACCUCCUCCAGAAUUACUUCAAGGCCCUUUGUCUCGUCGAGACUCGCUUCCCAAUCUCACCCGACAAGGACCACAUCAACACCGUCACCUUCACCUGGCACGACGCGUUUAAGCAGAAGCAGAAAGCCUCGCAGCAGAACAUUCAUUUGGAGAAGGCCGCCGUGCUAUUUAAUUUGGGCGCGGUGUACAGCCAGAUUGGGCUCUCCUACGAUCGGUCCACUGUCGAUGGGCGGAAGCUGUCAUCGCACGCGUUCAUGGGGGCGGCCGGGGCGUUUGCGUUUCUAAGAGACAAUGCUUCAACCAAAGCGUCAAUCGGGAGUUCGACCACCGUGGACAUAUCCUUGGAGUGCGCCGGGAUGCUCGAGCGCCUAAUGCUUGCGCAGGCCCAGGAGUGCGUGUUCGAGAAUACCAUAGCUAAAGGGAGUACCCCGGGGGUCUGCGCCAAGAUCUCCAGGCAGGUUGGGGUGUACUACGAGGAAGCUUUGGCAGCCCUGAAUGUUGCACCUUUAAACCAGCAUUUUGAAAAGGCCUGGAUAUUUCAUGUGCAACUAAAGGCAGCUCUGUUUUACGCAGAAGCUUGCUAUAGGUACAGUCUAGAGCUUCACGAGAAGGAAGACAUCGCAGAGGAAAUUGCACGGUUGAGGAGUGGGGUCAGUGCUUUAACCGAGGCAAAGAAAUACUCAAAGGGAGCUGCAGCGCAACUUCUGGAUGCAAUCAGCAAGUUAGAGGUUAAUCUCAACCGAAAUUUGGAGAGGGCCAUCAAGGAGAACGAUAGAGUUUACCUCAUGAGGGUUCCUUCCCCGAGUUCCUUGCCUCCUCUUUCAGCAUUCUCCCUGGUCAAGCCAGUGGCAAUGAAUGAGGUAUUGGAUGCAAGCAGGGAGAAGAUGUUUGCAAGUCUUGUUCCAGACAGCAGUGCUAAGGCACUUUCCAGGUACACUGAAAUGGUCGAUGACAUUAUCAGAACGCAAGCUGAAAAAUUACAACAAGCCAGUGAGUUGACCCGAGUAAGGCUCAAGGAAAUGGACCUACCGGAAUCUAUUCUUGCUUUAGAAGGGAAUUUUACUCUUUCAACAGAUCUUAAAGAAGAUGUGGAGGCAGUGCAAAUAAGUGGGGGCCCAGCUGGUUUGGAAGCAGAGUUACAGCAACUUAGGGAUCUGAAGAGGGUGAACCAGGAAAUGCUGAUCCAGGUAGAGGAACUCUUGCAGAAAGAGGCAAGAGAAGAUACUCAAUUUAGAAGCCAAUUUGGAACGCGUUGGACUAGACCUCAGUCCAGCACUCUUACAAAGAACUUACAGGAUAGGUUGAACAGAUUUGCAGCUAACUUGAAGCAAGCUGCAGAAAGUGAUGGCCGGAUCGAGCGUUCAGUGAGGGAACAUUCAGCACUCAUGUCAAUCCUUGAUCGCCGUCCAAUUGAAUCAGCCCUCCCAACUUUGGCUAGGCCAAUAAUGUCCCUAGAUGCCAAUGAAGAUGCUGUUGUUGGGGCCCUGAAGCAGAGCUUGAGGCAAUUGGAAACUCUUGGUGCACAACGGGCUGGUCUUGAAGACAUGCUUAAAGAGAUGAAAAGGAAGGAUGAUAUACUACCGAAGCUGAUGACAUCAACUGGCUCCUAUGAGGAUCUUUUCAGAAAGGAGAUAUCAAAGUACGAUCACAUAUGUGAAGAAAUUGCCCAAAAUAUUGAAGCACAGGAACAAUUAUUGCUGCAAAUCCAGGCUCAAAAUGAUGAUUUUUCUGCUAUCUUUAAUCUUGAAGAUUAUAAAGCAUCGCGUGAGAAAUGUUACAAGCAGAUUCAAGCUGCCAUUGCGAAGUUUCGAGAGAUUAAGGAGAACAUCAAUGAAGGAUUGAAGUUCUAUGUUACUCUUCAGGAUGCAAUCACAAAUGUAAAGCAGCAGUGUAGUGAUUUUGUCAUGACCAGAAGCAUCCAGUGCCGUGAAAUGAUGGAAGAUGUGCAAAGACAAAUGGCAGGCCUCAGUUUCCAGGAUGGUAAAAGCACAAGUGCGUACAACAGCAAUUACCCUCCAGUAGGACAUCAGAAUCAGAGAUCUAAUUCACAACAGCAAGCAGAUCCUCGUCCACAAACACCUUACUACCAGCCACGUGAGCCACCGACAAUGCCAGGGUAUCCUAACCCUCCACCUUAUAGCUCCCCUCAGCCACCACCGCCUCCUUACCAAGUUCCAGCUGCUUCUGCUGGUCCGUAUCCACCUCCUCAAACCCAACAGCAGCUUCCUGCAAGCCACGAGUAUGGCCAACCUGCUUAUCCGGGGUGGCGAGGCCCAUACUACAAUGCCCAUGCACAACAACAUGGAUCUGUUCCUCGGCCUCCGUAUACCAUUCCAGCUCCAUAUCCUCCUCCUCGCCAAAGUGGCUACUAUCAGCAACAGUAGUGUAGCGGUGUAGCAUGUCCUUUUUUUGGCUGUAUAAUUUGAUUGCUUGGGAUUGGUCACUUAUUGUAAAAUGGAUUGGAUAUAGUUAAAUGCAAUUUAUGAUUGUGUAGUCUAUUUAUCUUGAUAGUCCCUCCGUUGGUCUGCAUAAUGUUCUUUGUAGUUUGUACGUGAAUAGCACGGCUUAUACAAGGAUUUUUCUUCUAUGUAUAGCGUUUAAAGAAUGUUGGGAUUUAUGAAAUGACACUAAUAAUGUGAAAUGUUUGGUAGAAAA